CAAAUACCCGAAAAUCUUUGGUCACUUCUUUUAUAAUAAUCUUCACGAAUGGAGAGGCAUGCGACACUUUCCCUGCGAUUGCUAUUCCGUCUUCCUCAUCUCCACGAAAGAUGGUCAUCCUCCAUGCUUUCGCUUUCCCGCGUUCUCCGCGCCAUGAUCCUCCUUUUCUCUCCAUAGCUUCACGGUCCAAUGGAGGUAUGUUUGUGCAUCGAUGGCGAGCAAAAAGCCCUGGAAUAGUAUCUUGCAUCUCCGACGGGCGGGAUACCAGCGCUAAGUUGGAGAAGAAGAGGAAAGUAGUUGAACAUUUGUGUUUACUCAAAGCGAAAGAGGAUUUAUCCAAGGAAGAAGAGAAGGAUAUGCUUGAUUAUCUCUAUACAUCCCAAUAUCAAAUGAGAGGCAUUGUCGCCAUAUCCCUGGGUAACAUCAGUGACAGAAACGAGGGAGAUUACACGCAUGCUCUGUACAUGAGAUUCCAGAGGAAAGAAGAUCUUGAAAAAUUUUAUGAGAAUCCUUUCUUCCUCAAAGUUCUCCAGGAGCAUGUAACACCAUACUGUCAUGGGUUAAUUAAUGUGGACUAUGAAUCAGAGGUUGAAGAUGACAUCCUUCCAAUAUUUCGCAAGGGUGAGGAAUUCAACUAUGGAGAAGAGUUUGUGCUUCUGAUUGCAUUUGCUGAAAAUGCUUCAGAUGAACACAUCAAAGAUGCUUUGAAAUCUUUUAGGAUCCUAACUGCAUCUUCUCCGUCGUUAAUUGUCCAGUCAACGAUAGGUUCAAACUUGAAUGGGAGAGGCAAGGAAUUCACGCAUGCAGCAGUAGUCCGAUUCCGUUCCCUGGAGGCAUGGGAGAUUUUCCUCGGUGGCUCGGAGUAUAAAAACGUGUGGGGGUCUAAAUUUGAGCCCAUCAUAGAGAAAGCAGUAGGGCUUCAUUUUUCGGUGGAUCCUGUGGGCACCGACAUCAUGUAGGAGCAGCGACCAAGGGACAGUGUAUGGUGUGGUCGUUUGAAACACCUGCAUUAAGAAGACCCCUCAAAUGAAAGAACGAUGUUGACAGUUACAUGUUGCACAUACUUUUUCCCAAAAUUUACAUUUUACUACUUAUUCCGAGUUCACAAUUAACCAUGAAGCAGGCUGCAGACUCAUCAACAAACCCGAUUUGGAAUAUUUUUAUAUAUA
Tarenaya hassleriana is the source of this 1169-nucleotide messenger RNA. RefSeq lists its product as uncharacterized. The record is from RefSeq and is a predicted model, not a curated record. The transcript is spliced from 10 exons. The coding region runs from base 111 to 959 and encodes 282 amino acids. Lineage: Eukaryota; Viridiplantae; Streptophyta; Magnoliopsida; Brassicales; Cleomaceae.